Messenger RNA from Trichechus manatus latirostris (Florida manatee), 7608 nucleotides. It is a transcript of the gene ZKSCAN1, whose product is annotated as zinc finger with KRAB and SCAN domains 1. Gene Ontology annotation, biological process: regulation of transcription by RNA polymerase II. The record is from RefSeq and is a predicted model, not a curated record. The coding region runs from base 252 to 1943 and encodes 563 amino acids. Gene Ontology annotation, cellular component: nucleus. Gene Ontology annotation, molecular function: RNA polymerase II cis-regulatory region sequence-specific DNA binding; DNA-binding transcription factor activity, RNA polymerase II-specific. The transcript has 6 exons. Lineage: Eukaryota; Metazoa; Chordata; Mammalia; Sirenia; Trichechidae.
CGCAGUCCCGGAAGGCGAGACUCUGAAACACUUCCGGUCUUUGUGACUCAUUGUGUCUGUGUCGAGGCAUCGGGAGGGCCUAGGUUUGUGUCCAGCGCCGUUCGGCCGGCCUGAACCCCAGAGUCAGCUCCCCUUUUUCGCCCAGCUCCCCCAGGGCGCUCCCGGGGCUCACGGAAUAGUACAGAAAUAAUAUCAUAACGCAUCUCCUAGGACAGAAGGGACAUCACAGACCCUAUUUGGAUCAAGUCUGAAUGAUGACUGCUGAAUCAAGGGAAGCUACAGGUCUGUCCCCCCAGGCUGCACAGGAGAAGGAUGGUAUUGUAAUAGUGAAGGUAGAAGAGGAAGAUGAGGAAGACCACAUGUGGGGGCAAGAUUCCAGCUUGCAGGAGACACCUCCUCCCGACCCAGAGAUAUUCCGCCAACGUUUCAGGCACUUCUGUUACCAGAACACUUUCGGGCCUCGAGAGGCUCUUAGUCGACUUAAGGAGCUUUGUCAUCAGUGGCUACGACCAGAGAUAAACACCAAGGAGCAGAUCCUAGAGCUCCUAGUGCUGGAGCAGUUCCUGUCCAUUCUGCCCAAGGAGCUGCAAGUCUGGCUGCAGGAAUACCGUCCAGAUAGUGGAGAGGAGGCUGUGACCCUUUUGGAGGAUUUGGAGCUUGAUUUAUCAGGACAGCAGGUCCCAGGUCAAGUUCAUGGACCUGAGAUGCUCACAAGGGGGAUGGUGCCUCUGGAUCCAGUACAGGAGUCUUCCAGCUUUGAGCUUCAUCCUGAGGCUGCCCAGUCACAUUUCAAGCAUUCAUCUCGGAAACCCCGCCUCUUACAAUCACGAGCUCUACCUGCUUCCCACGUUCCUGCCCCUCCUCGUGAGGGGAGUCCCAGAGACCAGGCGAUGGCAUCUGCACUAUUCACAGCAGAUUCCCAGGCAAUGGUGAAGAUCGAGGACAUGGCCGUGUCCCUCAUCCUGGAGGAAUGGGGAUGUCAGAACCUGGCUCGGAGGAAUCUCAAUAGGGACAACAGGCAGGAGACUUAUGGGAACAUGUUUUCCCAGGGUUGUGGAAACAGGAAUGAGAAUGAGGAGUCAACUUCAAAGACUAAAGUUGCAGAAGACUCAGCAUCACAUGGGGAAACAACAGGAAAAGUCCAGAAAGUGUUUGGAGAAAAACGUGAACAGCAGGGCAGAAUAACAGAAAGGCAGCAGAGAAACUCAGAGGAGAAAAACGGAAGAGAGAAGAGAGAUUUGGGGCCAGCUACAAUCAAGGGAAAAAAACCCACCACAGGAGAGAGAGGCCCAAGGGAGAAGGGUAAAGGAUUGGGAAGAAGUUUCAGUUUGAGUUCAAACUUUAAUACCCCUGAGGAAGUUCCAACGGGAACAAAGUCUCAUAGAUGUGAUGAAUGUGGCAAAUGCUUCACAAGGAGUUCAAGCCUUAUUCGCCAUAAAAUAAUCCAUACUGGAGAAAAGCCCUAUGAAUGUAAUGAGUGUGGGAAAGCCUUCAGUCUUAACUCAAACCUUGUCCUACAUCAGAGAAUCCACACAGGAGAGAAACCUCAUGAAUGUAAUGAGUGUGGCAAAGCCUUCAGUCAUAGUUCAAAUCUCAUUCUACAUCAGAGGAUCCACUCUGGAGAAAAACCUUAUGAAUGUAAUGAAUGUGGGAAGGCCUUCAGCCAGAGCUCAGACCUUACUAAGCAUCAGAGGAUCCACACAGGGGAAAAACCCUAUGAAUGUAGUGAAUGUGGGAAAGCUUUCAACCGAAACUCAUACCUUAUUUUGCAUCGGAGAAUUCAUACCAGAGAAAAACCUUAUAAGUGCACUAAGUGUGGCAAGGCCUUCACCCGGAGCUCAACCCUUACUCUGCACCACAGAAUUCAUACUCGAGAGAGAGCCUCUGAUUACAGCCCAGCCUCCCUUGAUGCAUUUGGAGCAUUCCUGAAAAGUUGUGUGUAAAGGGAGAGUUUGUCCACAAGCCAUUUCCCCCUUUUGUUUCUAAAAUUCAGAGAUGUAUGCACAUAGAGGAAAAAAAAAAAGCCUCAAAAAUUUAAAAAAAAUCAAAGUCACACUUAAAGGAUCCUUAUAGUUACAUCAGCAGUGUUCUACCUUUGUGUAGUCUGUGGGCAUGUAAUUCUUCCACACAGCCCCUGCAGGGAAAACCUAGUCAUAUGGAUAGUCCACAUGAUAUUUCCACACAAGAUAAAAGCACGCACACAGUAAAAUGUCAAGCUUUUUAGUAAUGAGGAUACCUUUAAGGCGCCACAACCACAGCAUACAAGGUGAAAGUCAUUAAGAUUGGCUCCGUGAAAGUGAUACCAAGGUUAAGAAGCUACUUGCUGCAAACAAGCCCUACUUGGCCAACAUCUUUCUCAAAGAAGAGGGACAGUUUUUAAAAAUUACAUUGGGACAUGCUGCUCAAACUAGUUACAUAUACAGUAAGUUAUAUGUAUGAUCGCUGGUAGCCUACCAAAGCUAUAGAAAUCUAGGACUGCUGAUCAGUAUCAAACCAAAGAUUUCUAUCUCAUCCUGAAAGGGGGUAUGUGCACCAGUCUACAGUUCAAAAGGACUGCAACAAAUGUAGAUGGUUCUGUCCUCAUCACUGAGGUAAAUUCUACUGAAAUGGGAACACAACUCAAAACAAAAAACUUCCCUUCUUGAAAUCCCUAAAGCACGAUAGCACUCCAAAAUGCAUUUCUCUACAGUUUAGCACUUGAUUGUACGCUGUCUUUUAAUCCUUAAUUGUUUCACGUAUGUAAGUUUCUAUCAAUCCGCAAGAGAUGCUUCAGUUGUCAAGGGAUAUGUUUAUAUCCUUCACAGCACUGAGCACAGUGCUGCACACAUAAGAGGCAUUCAUUAUGACUGACUUUUGACAGAGCUUUCACAUUUCUGAUAAAGUCCUCUGAAAUAUAGUAACCUGGCCCAACUUUUCUGAAGAGUACCAUCAGUGUCGUGAGACAUGCUAAAGCUCUAGGAUCUAAUGCUAAUUUUGUCCUAAAUAUAAAGGAAAGAUGCUGGUUAGCUGCCUGCAUAGACUUUUUCUAAACAUGGAUCGGUGAGUAAAUACCACAAGAUGGCAGAAAAAAUACGAACAUUGACGAAGGCCAUUUUUCUGACAUCUUUCUGCGGCAAAGAUUUUAGCCAGAAUUCACUUCAGUCAGCUGCUGAACAACGUGAUGAUUUGGGUACUUUGUGAAACAUUUGUAACUGUAGACAAUAUAGUUCAGAAGAUAAUUUUUUUUUCUUUUGCUUUUCAGAAAAAGGAAAGUUGUAGGGAGCCUUUUCUCCACACUUUUCUAGAAACUUUGCAAAAGCAUUUGACAUCCUUACUUGGCAGUUACUAAACAUGUUUUGUUGCUCUGCGAAGUUCAUCAGCGUAACAAGAUGUGGUUGGUUGUAUCGUAGUUACAAUGCAGUAUCUUUUCUGUUUCUCAUCACUAAAGACUGAGGUGAAGUUAUAAAACUAAUCUUUCCAUCAUCUGAGCAGGAGGAUGCAGUUGGCUGCCUAGAAGCUAAUAACGGAAACUUCCAUGUACACACAGGAGACCCAAGUAUCAUGGGCUAUAUAGGUAGUCAUCUGGCCUUGGGUAGAGGUGCCUCUGCUCAUGAAGACAAGCAAAUGAUUAUGGGAAACCCCGAAGAAACUUAGCAACAUAGACUAAUAAACCUGAAGACUGUCAUGACCCCAUAACUGGUGAACCCCACAUAGUCUGAGAUUUUCCCUCAAGAAAUAAACUAUAACUUAUCAGUUUGUUCAGUGACCAACAACUAAAAAGUCCAUGAGGCAGCAUGGCUUCAUGGGGAGCCAAUGAGGUGAGGUCAUAUGUGGUCUCGGGCUUCAGACCAGAUAGAAGUUCUGCACAGCAGUAAUUCUUUGGCCUCUCUUUGGCUUCAUAACGUAAACCAACCACAGCUUCCCUAUAGCUUCCAGGCAGUUCCAUCAGUGUUGCCUGGGAAACCUCAAGUAGUCAGCCAACUAGUUAUCAGAAUAUUUCUGUCCAUCCAGUUUAAGAAAAACAGAAGAGAUACUCCAAAAGAGUAUACCUAAGUAACUUUUUAUAGUAAAAUGGAGGGGAAGAGAUACUCUAAGGAUUUUCUUCAAAGAGUAAGCCACAGUGAUGGUUGCAUAGAAAACCGCUGCUGUUUUUGAGCAAGGACUUUUGCCUGCUAGGAGGCAACUGAGAGAGUAGGGAUGUGCAUGUUAACUCCAGGCACUGGUCAAAGCACUGACUUCCCUUUGUUCUUAGUAAGAAAGAACUUUGGUUGGUCCCACAUUGGCCUGGUUUUUUUUUCAUUUUUUUAAAGCCACAGCUAUAUCCUGACAUCAUAAUUCAUCUGUAUUUGUCUUUUAAAUGAAAGUUGGUUAAAUAUGACCAGUGUCCCCCACAUUCAAUUCCCAUUUUAUUGGGACACUGUAUUGAUUUUGUGGGAUAGCCACUGGAGUUGCUUCAGAUCUUCAGCUGCUGCACUUUGUGAAGAAGCUGUUUGAAGUUGUAUUUCUGAGAAAAAUCUCAGGCUGCGACUGUUUAUUAAAACUGUUUCCGUUGCAUUUAUGAUCAGAUGCUCAGUGCAAAGUGUAACUGGGUCAUGGUCAAAAAGGCUUGCAAUGCCUAAUUAGUGCUCGGGAUAAUCAUUCAAAAAUUUGAAGUCUGUUAACAGUUUUAAGUGCUCUGUAGUUAUUCAUUGACAUGCUAGUUGACCUAAUGGAAGUUUUUGAAGGGUUUAAAAAAUAUACCCCACCCUUGCCAGGAAGAGAAGUAAAAUUCUUCAGGUUGUGGGAUACUUGUUUGUUUCUACUGCAGCCUGGCCGACAAGGCUAAAACCUGAGAAUACAGAUGUGUGAGGCAUCUUGAUAUGUAAGGCACUUAAUAUUUUAUUAAAAGCAUAAAAGUAAAACUGCUAAAUAUGUGCAGAGAUAUGGACAUGUUAUGUGGAACAGUCCACAUGUUACAUACAUCAGAGAAUUCAUUCCGGAAAAGAACCUCUUAAAUGUGAUGAAUGCGGCAAAGCCUUUAAUCACAUUUCAGUCCUUAGCAUCAGAAAGCUUACAUUGUAAAUAAACUUUAUUAAUGUUAUGUGUGAGAAAAAAUUUCACAUAGAGCACUCAUUGCAUUGGACAGCAAAUGAAUUCCAUCAGUAUAUUCUAAUCAUGUAAUGAAUUUCAGAAACACUGCAGAGGGAGCUCAAUCUUCACAACUCCAGAGAAUCCACAGAAGAAGAAAAGUAUGGAAAUGCUAAAGAAAUAGCAAAACGUACAACUUCUUGCAAAAAUUGUUCAUGUGGGGUACUUUACACAUUUCGUGUGGCCAUACUGUCAGUGUCUGUUUUGUACCUCCAACUUCUGUUCUAUAAAUUCCCUGUAAACAUGUUAUAUAUUUUAAUCUAUUUGACAGAACAUAUCACUCCAAAAGAGUGACUAGUGAAGAAACUGGUGUGGUUAUAGAUGAAAAGUCAGUUCCACAGAACUGAGGAGGGGGAAAAUGAUAAGCUUCAUAGUUUGAUGCUUAUCAAAUCAAGAGGAGAGAUUAGUAAAUUCAUUAGGAGAGACAGGGCACUGAAAUGGAACAAUUCCUGUAAACAUGUACAGCUUCCUGAGAGUUUUCUCAUCAAAACCAGGAAGAGGAGUGAGAGGGGCUUCUCCACCAAUUGAGAGCAGGGAACAUGCUGGAAAGUCCAGUGGGACCACUUGACCAGAUUCUAUAAACCAUAGUCCUGCUUCCCCUACUGACUCAAAUCUUCAUGCUUAGAAAAUUUGGGAUAAGAAGACAUCCAAGGGGGCUUUUUCCAGGAAGAUAAGCACAGAUGCAUCCAGUUCUGGCAUUGCAAGAAGUUUUUCUGAUAAGGCAGAAGAAGCAAUUUUGUAAUAUUUUCUUUGGCUAUGUUCCUGUAUACUUUCUCCAGGUUUCUGAGUAUUAGGAGAGAGCACUUAUUAACAUUCAUAGCUAUGGGUUUAUUUUUUUUUAAUUUUUAUCCUAAAGUCAUCUUUAUUCCAGUGUCUAGCCAUUGUAAUCUACUCAUCCAAAGUUAAUGAGGCUCAACCUGCCGUAUUCAUAGAAGACUCUGUGUGAAUUGGAGUAACAGUAUUAAUAUGUAGAAAAACAGAGGCAGCAGUACUUGCCAGAGGAGCCAUAUUUUUCUACAUCCUACUCUGAGCAACUUCUGAGAAAUAUUUAUGAAGGGCUGGGGCUCCCCAUCUAGAAAACUAAAUGAAGCUCUGCAAACUGCUAAGUAAAGUACAGAAUCAGAGAAAAGGAAAUUCAGAUCUUUUCAUAGAAAUAGAUUUUUUUAAUUUCAGUUACUCCUGAAACAUUUAAGUAAAAGCAUUGUUGGAAAAGUUUUCCCAACAUAGGUUGCACUUUUAGAAUGGACACUACAUUUAAAAGCAGUAACUUAUUUUGCUAUUCAGAUUAAUUUUUUUUUUUAUUAUAUCUGAAAAUGAAAUUAUCUGUUUCACUUUUUAAAGCUUUGUAAAACAAACUUGAAGUUACAGGGAGGUAAGCCAUCUCCAGUUCUGAGGCCAAACAAAAAUUUGGGGAAUACUUUUGACAUCCCGUAAUACAGAAUGUCUUAACAUGACAACUUGGUUUCAUACCAUCUGGUUCUAUUUCAUAUUGGACACCACAAAACUCAUACUUUUCUCUGUUAUCGUGAAACAGUGGAAGGUGAAGAGCAGACAUUAUGUAGACUUCUAAACUCUGGUCUGCUGUACUUUAACAGCUUUAUUUUUUUAAUCUUGGAGAUUUCUCACUGCUAUUUACUAAAUAAUCAUGACUCAUCAUACAAUAAUCAGCAGAGUUAAUCUUUAAAUUUUCUCCCUUCACCAAGCACUCCUUAAGCUGUGAGGCUGAGUGUUUGAAGAUCUGAAGAGUGAGAUCUGUGAGUGAUUGGAAGGUGGUACUGAAACUUGGAUUUCAUUCCAGUUUCAGAUUGGAGUUUUAUGUUCCUUUGGUCCAGGGAAGGGACCAGGCAGCUGCAGUAGUCCAAAAUCACUUAGUCUCCAACAAGGUUAGGUGCUUUGGGAGGGGAAAGAGGAAGGAGGGUUGUUAACAAUAACAGGGAGGCAUGAGAAGGAGAGAAGAGAAAUUUGGGGGGUUGUGUUGGGGUUAGUGCUAGCUUGCCUCCCUCUUCACCUCAGCCAGCUGAACAGCAUUUAGCUGCUCUUUAAAUUUUUAAUCUACCCUAGCAAGGAGAAAGCAUGUUAGACUUAGAAAUGCUUCUGCUAGUAGCAGGGGUUCUUAUUUGAAAACAUACAUGAGGAGGGUGGGGUGGGAGGAAGCAGAUUGUGAUUAUGCAGGAAAAUCUCGUUCUAAAAAUACAUGAGUUUAGGGGUAAGGGGUGGGAUGCAAGCAAAAUCAGUAAUUAUUUUAAAAUGAGCAUAUGUAUUUUUAUUAACUUUUAGUUAAAUAUAGAUUAUUACCAUCAGGUCAACAUGAUAAGCCUAAAUCUAUAUAGAGAAAGCUAACUCAGGCAUUGUCUUGUUUAUUGUAGACUGGGUAAGACAACCUUUCCUGGUUUUUCAGUUCCCUGUUUCUUAGUUUAGAAAAAAUUAGACCAAAAGAAGAAACUUAAUCUUUGUAUACCUGCAGAAUUAAAUUAUUGCUGUUAAAAAACUGGAUUUUUUUUU